Molecule: messenger RNA, 1008 nt
Organism: Clunio marinus
Lineage: Eukaryota; Metazoa; Arthropoda; Insecta; Diptera; Chironomidae
Source: the annotation of a GenBank genome assembly
AUGAAAACAUUAGGAUUCAUUUCUCAAUGGGGCGCAUUAGCUGGUCGAUAUGCAGCUCUUUAUCCAACUGGUUUUCCUUGGCCUUCAACAGCUCAACGACUGCCUUUUCACAGUUCAAAUGAUAGUUCAACAAAUAAUGCGGAAAAUCUUUCGCCAUCGUUGACGCCUCCACCGUCCGCACCAUCAAAAUCCCCGCAAUCAAAUCAAACUUAUAUGCCUAAAGACGGCAAUGACUCAGAUGAUGAACAUGAGAUAAUCGAAGAAGAUGAUGAAGACAGUACUGAAGGUCGCAACACGGAAAACGCAUCUCCAAAUUCCCUGCAGAACAAAAGGAAAAAGAAGACUCGAACAGUUUUUUCACGCGCUCAAGUUUUCCAGCUGGAAUCGACCUUUGAUUUGAAAAGAUAUCUCAGUUCUUCCGAGAGAGCCGGUCUGGCUGCUUCACUACGACUGACAGAAACACAAGUAAAAAUAUGGUUUCAAAAUAGAAGAAAUAAAUGGAAACGACAACUGGCAGCUGAAUUGGAAGCAGCAAAUAUGGCAAAUAUGGCCCAUGCCGCACAAAGGCUUGUUCGCGUCCCAGUGUUAUAUCAUGAAGGUCAAAAUUUCGUUCCUCCACCAUCUCACUAUAUUAAUUAUUCAAGGGCCAACAGUCCACCGCGACCACAAUUAUCAUCACUCGUUUAGAAUCGAGAACUUGAAUAUAUUAAAGGUCGUAAUUGACAUCAGAAAUUUAGUCAUCCCCUGCCGUACUUGUGAUCAUCAGUCGGCGACAAAUUUCAAGCCAAAAACAAUUUAAUUAAAAUGCGAGAAUGUUGUUUGAAAACAUUUAAUUAUAUUUUCUUUCCUAUCUAAUUAAAAGCUUCUAAUUUAACGUCCCUUUAAACAUUUUUGGGCAGAUGCGAAUGUCAUUGAAAGGUGAAACUGACCGACUAUAAGAUAAAUUAAUAAUGCUCUCCAUGUGGUUUUUAAUUGUUUAGUUUUUGCUAGCCAAGCCAUAAUCUAGUG